UGAGGACUUUUGUUUUGGAGAGGCUGAUCUCUCGAUGUCUCCAAGUAAAUCUCAUGCGAUCCUGAAGAAAUAUCCCUGCUCUCAUUAAAAUCAUGACAUUGAGUUUUUCGUCCUUCUCCAUAAAAGACAUACUCACCGGACGUGAUGCCCAGGAGAAGCCCGAUAGGAGUGCAGAUGAGAUCUGCGCACUAAAGCGCAACAUCUGCACAGGGCAUGGCACGAGGGUCCCCGGUCUAUCUAAAGACGCGGAUGAGAACCCCCUCCAUCCGGGGAGACUCCCCGCUGAUCUAAGGCUGUCUGUGGGAAACCUCCGAUCUGUUACUCUCAAAGAAGAAGCCACAGGAGAGGAGACUGAACUCAGAGAAGGCGCUACCGAUCAGCAGCAACACUGUGUGGAUCCGGAUAAACGUCUGAAAGAAGAGGAGGAGGCGGAGGAGGGAGGCCACCUCAGCGGGGAGACGGUGAGAUGUUCGGCCGAUGAGCAGCAGUGCAUGCCGGGUGCGAAGAAGCGCUCCCGGGCGGCCUUCUCUCACGCACAGGUCUACGAGCUUGAGCGUCGGUUCAACACGCAGCGAUAUCUCUCCGGUCCAGAUCGGUCCGGCCUGGCAGACGCUCUGAAGCUGACAGAGACCCAGGUGAAGAUCUGGUUCCAGAACCGGAGAUAUAAAACCAAACGGCGCCAGAUGGCAGCCGAGCUGGUGGCGUGCAGCUCACCGAAGAAAGUAGCAGUACAAUUGCUGGUGAGGGACAAUCAAAAGUACUAUCAGGCCAAUGGACUACAAAUCCCAGUGACUGUGCCUCUGUACCAGCAGGCCUAUCGGUACCAGCCCUGCCUGCACUACUACUGCCAGCCCUGGAGCCUGGGCAGCAGGUCCUGUGGGGGGAUGUUCUGAGCUGUUGCUGAGGACACAUUACCUGGACAAGUUAGGGUCUCUGCACUCAACGUGUUGGCAGCUUUCUGUAUGGAUCAGGCUAUUGUCGGACUGACUGGGAUUGUACAUAUUAAUUUUUUUCUGCGUUAUUUUUUCUAGAAGCCAAUUUAGCAUUUUGGCCUGUUUUUCAGGGUUUCUAAAAUGCCAAUGUCUUACAGCAUGACUAUUUCAAGCUAUUCAGUGAUUCAAGGCAAUUGAAAUGAUAAUGAUAAUAAAUCAUCAUUAUUAUUGUAAAAUAUAUAAGUGUUAGCCUUCAGUAAUAUAGUGUGGGCAUGACAAAGCUCUGUCAAUUGAUACAAUUAUAACUGUGUGACAAAAUGUUUUAUAUGAAAGGAAGAGUUGAGUGUGGUUAUUAUUUUGUAAUGAUUUACAGCAAAAAUAAUUAUGUAAAAGCUAACACUGCUGAUCUGUUCUUUAAAAAAACGAAACACGUUUUUGUUU
Gymnodraco acuticeps is the source of this 1373-nucleotide messenger RNA. It is a transcript of the gene nkx3.3, whose product is annotated as NK3 homeobox 3. The transcript has 2 exons. Lineage: Eukaryota; Metazoa; Chordata; Actinopteri; Perciformes; Bathydraconidae. The record is from RefSeq and is a predicted model, not a curated record. Gene Ontology annotation, biological process: cell differentiation; regulation of transcription by RNA polymerase II. Gene Ontology annotation, molecular function: RNA polymerase II cis-regulatory region sequence-specific DNA binding; DNA-binding transcription factor activity, RNA polymerase II-specific. Gene Ontology annotation, cellular component: nucleus. Bases 93 to 893 code for a protein of 266 amino acids.